Lucilia sericata (common green bottle fly) is the source of this 2825-nucleotide messenger RNA. RefSeq lists its product as uncharacterized. The transcript is spliced from 3 exons. Lineage: Eukaryota; Metazoa; Arthropoda; Insecta; Diptera; Calliphoridae. The record is from RefSeq and is a predicted model, not a curated record. The coding region runs from base 83 to 2566 and encodes 827 amino acids.
ACCUAUUCUUUAUCAAAAACAAUAUAAAAACUUGAUUUAAUUUAUAGAAAUUUCAUAGUUCUUACUUCAACUUUGGUCGAACAUGAAGUUCUCGGUUUUAGCAUUAUUAUUGGCCAUAUUUUUGGUAGCAUUUGCUGCCAAUGUCAAUUCAAAAUCGAUUAGUUUAAAUGCCUUGGAAGUGAUCGAUGGAGCUGAAGCUUCAGCUUCUAGCUCAGAAGCACCUGAAUCAUCAUCUAACGCUCCAGAAUCAUCUUCAGAAGCUCCCGAGUCAAGUAUAGCCCCCGAGUCAUCUUCUGCUUCUCCCGAAUCAUCUUCUGCUGCACCAGAGGAAUCUUCUUCUGCUGCUCCUGAACCAUCUUCUGAAGCUCCCGAAUCUUCUUCAGCAGCGCCUGAGGAAUCUUCUUCUAGUGCUCCCGAAUCAUCUUCUGCUGCACCAGAGGAAUCUUCUAGUGCUCCCGAGUCUUCCUCAGCAGCUCCCGAAUCUUCCUCUGCCGCUCCUGAAUCAUCUUCUGAAGGUCCCGAAUCUUCUUCUGCUGCUCCUGAAUCUUCUUCUGCUGCUCCUGAAUCCUCUUCUGAAGGUCCCGAAUCUUCUUCUGCUGCUCCUGAAUCUUCUUCUGCUGCUCCUGAAUCAUCUUCUGAAGGUCCCGCAUCUUCUUCAGCAGCUCCCGAAUCUUCUUCUGCUGCUCCUGAAUCAUCUUCUGAAGGUCCCGCAUCUUCUUCAGCUGCUCCCGAAUCUUCUUCUGCAGCUCCCGAGUCUUCCUCCGCUGCUCCCGAAUCGUCAACUGAAGCUCCGGAAUCUUCUUCGGCAGCACCUGAGGAAUCUUCUUCUGCUGCUCCUGAGGAAUCUUCAUCCAGUGCUCCCGAGUCAUCCUCCGCAGCACCUGAAUCUUCUUCUGCAGCUCCUGAGGAGUCGUCAUCUAAUGCCCCCGAGUCUUCUUCCGCUGCUCCAGAAUCGUCAUCAGAAGCUCCGGAAUCUUCUUCGGCAGCACCAGAGGAAUCUUCUUCCAGUGCUCCCGAAUCAUCUUCUGAAGCCCCCGAAUCAUCAUCUGCUUCUCCGGAAUCGACAUCUGAAGCUCCCGAAUCUUCUUCCGAAGCUCCAAAUGAAAAACCACAUCCUCCAGAACGCCCUCCACAUGAUAAACCACAUGGUAAACCAGAACGUCCACCACAUGGUAAACCCGAGCGUCCACCACAUGGUAAACCAGUACAUCCACGAGACGUUGCCAAAAUACAGAAUUAUUUUAAACGCUUGUUUAGAUUUCUGGGAGAUUACACCGCUGAAGUCAUUGGAGCAGUCAGUAAUGGUGAUGUAUCAUUAGGGCAAUUCCCUGGUGAAUCCAAUGAACAUCAACAGAUUGGCGACAAUAAACCUGACUCCAAUGAAGAAUCAGAUGAAUAUUAUCCACAUGGUGACAGCAGACCUGACUCCAGUGAAGUAUCCGAUGAUCAUCGUCCACAAGACGAAAGCAGACCAGACUCAAAUGAAGGAUCAGAUGAACAUCAUCAACAAGGCGACAACAGACCCGAAUCCAACGAAGGAUCAGAUGAACAUCAUCAUGAAGGCCAUAAUAAUCCUGACUCUAACAAAGGAUCUGAUGAAGAUCGUCCUCAACACGAUAAACCCGAUUCUAAUGAAGGAUCAGAUGAACAUCGCCCACAUGGUGACAACAGACCUGGUUCUAAUGAAGGAUCAGAUGAACAUCAUCAACAAGGUGACAAUCGACCUGGUUCUAAUGAAGGAUCAGAUGAACAUCGCCCACAUGGUGACAACAGACCUGACUCCAAUGAAGGAUCAGAUGAACAUCAUGAAGAAGGCCACAACAGACCAGAUUCCAACGAAGGAUCACAUGAACAUCAUCAUGAAGGCAACAAUAAACCCGACUCCAACCAAGGAUCAGAUGAACAUCGUCCUCAAGGUGACAACAGACCCGAUUCCAACGAAGGAUCAGAUGAACAUCAUCAACAAGGUGACAAUCGACCUGGUUCUAAUGAAGGAUCAGAUGAACAUCGCCCACAUGGUGACAACAGACCUGACUCCAAUGAAGGAUCAAAUGAACAUCAUCAAGAAGGUCACAACAGGCCAGAUUCCAACGAAGGAUCACAUGAACAUCAUCAUGAAGGCAACAAUAAACCCGACUCCAACCAAGGAUCAGAUGAACAUCGUCCUCAAGGUGACAACAGACCCGAUUCCAACGAAGGAUCAGAUGAACAUCAUCAACAAGGACCCGAUUCUAACGAAGGAUCAGAUGAGCAUCAUCAACAAGGAUCCGAUUCCAACGAAGGAUCAGAUGAACAUCAUCAACAAGGACCCGAUUCUAACGAAGGAUCAGAUGAGCAUCAUCAACAAGGAUCCGAUUCCAACGAAGGAUCAGAUGAACAUCGUCCACAAGGAGACAAGAGACCCAACUCCAACGAGGGAUCAGAUGAACAUCAUCAAGGACCUGAUUCCAACGAAGGAUCAGAUGAACAUCGCCCACAAGGUGAGAACAGACCUGACUCCAACGAAGGAUCAGAUGAACAUCGUCCACAAGGCGAAAACAGACCCGACUCCAACGAUGAUCAUUAACCAAUAAACCCAAUUAUCAACAACAGAGUCAUAUGAUAUAUAUAUAUGAAUAUAUAAUGGUAAAGACAUUGACUAUUGAAUUUUUCCAGAUAUUGGAGGAAAAUUUUAAUUAAAUCAAAGGUGUAAACUUAAUUAUUAUAUACACGCAUUGUAAAUAAAUAAAAUUUAAUCUUGCAGAAUAAAUUGUAUGAAAAAAUAUCGUUAGUAAUUGAAGAAACAAAUUUGGCUCAAAAUAUGCAAUAAAUUUUUAAAAAGAUAA